Messenger RNA from Adineta ricciae, 4650 nucleotides. NCBI's taxonomy places the organism in Eukaryota, Metazoa, Rotifera, Eurotatoria, Adinetida, Adinetidae. The record is from the annotation of a GenBank genome assembly.
AUGCAAAAUAUAAGUGCACAAAAUUUACUCGCAUGGUCUAUACCUAUUGACAUGGCAGAAUUGUAUGCUCAUUAUCGUUCAUUAUCUCCCUUAUUAUCAAGAAAAUAUGAAAACGAAUCCAUCUGUAAUUGUUCUCAAGACAAUUUUGGUUUGAAUUGUCAAUAUCAAUUACCUGAACCAAUGGCUACUCCUGUAGAUCUUUUGUCUAAUCAAUUAAGUAGCACUGCCUAUGUCUCAUUUUAUGAUCAAUGGUGUCUGAUUGAUAUAAAAUGUAAUAUGGGGAAAAGUUGUCUUGAUUGGCGUUACGUCUGUGAUGGAAUUGAACAUUGUCAGUUCGGUGAGGAUGAAUUCAAUUGUGAACUGUUAGAAAUCAACCAAUGUGAUUCGAAUGAAUACCGAUGUAGAAAUGGUAUGUGCAUACCACGAGAAUGGUUUUUUGACUCUGCUUUCGAUUGUCAAGAUGAAUCGGAUGAACAUCGACUUGAGCGGUUUAUAACCGCAACGAAGAAAUGUCGAUUAUCUAAUUAUAAUUUCGAUUGCACUGAACGUUUCUGUGACGCCCAACGACCGUUUUCAUGCGGUGAUGGCGAAUGUCUAUCAUGGAAAAAUCUAUAUGAUCAAGAAGAUGGAUGUAGUAACUAUCGAGACCUGUUUCAUCGCUGUGAAAUAGCAACUGGUAGAAAAUUAUCAACAAUAGAAAACGAUGGAUCGUGUGAAUAUAUGCAUGCUUCUUUUGUUCGAAAAAAUUUAACCGAAGAUUAUCAUUGUACAAGAACUUUUCGGCAAUUACUGAUGACACGAAAGAAUAUUAUUAAAUCGCUUGAAGAACAUUGUUCUUCACAUUUCGAUUUUCCACAGUAUCCUUUUCUUACAGCUAAUGUCCUGACGCGAUAUAAUACAACAGCGUUAUUGGCAGCACUAUACCAUAGUUUUCGUGAUAUAUAUGAUAAGGCGUUUCGCAGGCCACAUUAUUAUUGCUUUAAUGGAUCGGUGACUUGCAACGGAAUCUUAACUACAUUAAAUCAAUCACUUUGUAUUUCACCUAUCGAUAUAUUAAUAAAAUACAAUCACUGGCCAUUUCGUCACAUAAUAUGUUCGAGUUCAUCUGCGAUUUCACAGUUGUCAAUCUCAAGAAAUAUAUCCAACUUACGGCGAUGUAAAUCAAACCAGCGAUUUAUCAAUGAUUUACGCAUUAAUGAUGGUCAUCUAGAUUGUUUCAAUGGAGAAGAUGAAUUUGUUUUGGCUGAUGAAAAUUUAAAUCGACCUUAUCAAUAUCGAUGUGAGUCAUCGAUACCGAUUCAAUAUGUUAGCACGAAUCAAAUAGGCGAUGGGAUUCAAAAUUGUCUUGACGGAUCUGAUGAAAUGUCUUCAGUAAUGAAUUGGAAACAGCAACAGUGCUUAGAGAAUGAUUUAUAUGCAUGCGAGACCUUGCGUCAUAGUGAAAAAAUUCGGCAAGCUCGUCUUCGUUUUCAUUAUUAUUGUAAUUCUAUAUGGAACACGCGGGAUGGCAAUGAUGAGCGUAAUUGUAGCAAUUGGAUUUGUUCGAAAUCCGUUCUUCAAUGUAAUCAAACUGGACAAUGUAUAAAACCAGCGUGGCGGUGUGAUGGUGAAUGGGACUGUGCAGACGGUGAAGACGAACUUAAUUGCACCACCGCAAAGCUCUAUUUCUCAUUAGAAAGCCAAUGUGAUCAUAGCAGAGAAUUUUUCUGCAUAACAAAAGACUCUAUUCGUGAUUCAAACGUCUCUCGUCCUUGUAUUAAUGGUUCUCAAGCAGGUGAUUAUAUAAUCGAUUGUCUCGGCGCACGCGAUGAACGUAAUACGAUUCAAUGUAAAGAAGACAAUCAAAUGUUAGGUGAUCGUUUUCGAUGUGCAAAUGGUUCGUGUUUAGCAGCCGAUCGUAUUUGUAAUAGGAUUAAAGAUUGCGAAGAUGGUACUGACGAACAGUUAUGCUAUUGGUUUAAAACAACAAAUUUCUCUUAUAAUUAUACAAAAUAUCAAUGUUUAAAUGGGAUAUAUGUUAACCACUCGAGAUGUGAAAGACGUAUAUGUUCUGAUAAUGAUCAUUUAUUCUGGUGUCCAAAGUCGAGUUCUUAUCGACCAACCAAAGUCUCUUGGUCUAAUUAUUAUGACUUUUGCAUGGGUACAAAAGAGGAAGCAAAUCUUGUGAAAAUAAUCAAUAACAAUAGUAUAGAAUCUAAUUUGCAAUUCACAACACAGACCAAUUCGAAGUUAUCUGCUUUGGUAUGUAAUCAAGGUCUCAUCAUAGAAGAAAAUACGUCCAAAGGUCGGACUAUCGCAUGCUUUUGUCCACCAAAUCAUUAUGGAGAUCGAUGUCAAUAUUUUAGCCGAAGAAUUCCAGUACGAGUUAGCUUAGAUCGUUUACAUCGAACUGAUCUAACCAAAAUAUUACACAUUUAUGCAUUUCUUCUUUGUAAUCAGAGUCAAAUAAUUGAUUAUACACAAUUCAUUGACUCGAUUGAAAAUGUGCAAAGAAAAUAUGAUCGAUAUUUACUUUAUUCACGACCGAAAUUAGUCUGUUAUUAUAGUGUUCGAUUUGAAGCGUUUCAUUCGAAUUCAUCAAAUGUUCGUUUAUUAUCAGUUUGGGAAUAUUCUAUUAAUCUCGAUUUUUUACCAUCGUAUCGUUUAGCAAAGAUUCUACGUUUUCCAUUAGAAGAAGUUCACUCAAUUCCGUGGAUUUGUUCUCAAUCACUUUGUCAAAAUAGUGGAACAUGUCAUGUAAUUGUCAAUAAACAAAAUCUAGGCGAUAUUUAUUGCGAAUGUUCUUCAGAAUAUUUUGGACGUUUUUGUGAAAAACGAAUUCAUUCUCCAUCAUGUCCGUGUGUAUCACCAGCAAAAUGUCGUGUAUUGGACAAUGCCGUAGUCAGUCGAGAACAAGAAUGGCUUUGUAUUUGUCCUGAGGGUUUAUUACCGCCGCUUUGUUCGUUGAAGAAUAUUGCUUGUUGGUCUAAUCCUUGUCAACAUAAUGGAACAUGUCAUGCUCAUUCUGAAAUCGGAUAUUUUACAUGUAUUUGUGAUAGAUAUUAUGGAGGUACACAUUGUGAAAUCAAAUCUGCUGUAAUGACAUUGUAUUCAAACGAUAAAACCGAUCAAAUGUCACAUUUUUUAUCUGCUUUUAUAUUGCAAUUAUAUGGACUUCGUCGAGGAUAUCUUGUGUUACGACAACAAAGUUUAAUAUAUUCAUCUCAGCAGAUACCUUUAACAAUCUCCUUUAUAUCACAAAAUGCACUUAUGGAAGUUAGUCUUAUACAAAAUUUUCAACGACACGUAUCUAGUGUUACAACAGUGAUUUAUUUACUCUAUGUGAAUUGUACAAGUCACACACGCUCUCAAUACGCAAUAAACAUUGCGAAUUCAGUCAAAUGUCGUGACAUAUUAACAAUAAAUAAUAAGGAAACUGUCGAUGUACGUGAAUUUCAUAGCAUCUGUCGACAGAAUUUGAAUAUUGCAUGUUUUAUAACAGAACGAUAUUUUUGUCGAUGUGAUUUCAACCCGGCACGUGCCGAUUGCGUUUCACUCCAUUUAGAAUUGAGUGAAUGUCGUCAAAAAGGUAUUUGCUUAAAUAACGGCCGAUGUAUCCAUGGUGAUUAUUAUAAUAAAAGUGAUUUUAUUUGUGUAUGUCCAUUAUGUACAACUGGUAAACUAUGUCAAUAUACUUUUCGUCAAUUUACAGUUACUUUAGAGACGUUACUCGUUUCUGUAUCAUUCUCAUCUGAAUAUCACCUGAUUGUGCCAAGUUCGAUCUUCAUCUUUGGUCUUAUUUUUAAUGGAAUAAGUAUUGUUACCUUUCACAAAGUUAUCACUCGUCGAUUACCUAUUUUAUCAUCAUCAUCAUUAUUGAAAGUUGCCUUUGAUGGGUGUAACAUUUAUCUAUUAUUAAAUAGUAUCAUCAGUCAACUUACUCUUAGUUUUCUUCUACUUCGUAUUAUAUAUUUGUUAUUUAUAAAUGUAAAUCAAAAUCUUUGUAAAACUUUACCAUACAUAAUGGUAUCUACUUGGUUUAUAAAUUCCUGGAUAGUUGCAUUUGUUACUAUCACUCGAUCUCUCUUAGUCAUCCGACCUAAUUCAUGGUUAUUUGUUCGUUCAUCUCAAUUCGCCGUUCGACUUAUUAUUAUUACUAUUUUCGUUAUUUUAGCCAGUAGUCUAAUCUAUAUAUUUUCAUAUAAAAUCGUUCAUGAUACAACAGCAAAUGGUUCGGAAAGUUGGUGUGUCCUUGAACUAUCAUCUUUAACUGUAACUUAUUUGCGAUUGGUUACAUUGCUUCAUCAGCUAAUUCCAUUUAGUUUUAAUAUUAUUUCAACAUUGAUUCUUCUUAUUUAUGUUAGUAGAACUAAAGCGAAUUUAAAUCAUCAAACACGUCUACAGUCAUUUAUUCAAGUUGUGUCUAAUCGUAUGGAAUUUCUACUAGCACCGUUUGUUUGUUUUAUCACUCAAUUACCUCAAAUAAUACUUUUAUUUUUUGAUCAUUGUCAAUUUAUUGACAGUGAUCGAUUUGCAGUAGGCACAUUAGUGAUUUAUUAUCUUUCAUUUGCUCCACAGAUUGCUGUUUUCUUCAUUUAUAUAUUACCGUCGCCUCUCUACAAAGAACAUUUGUAUGAAAUCAAACUGAUUAAAUGGCUCAGGAGGACAUAA